Messenger RNA from Sodiomyces alkalinus F11, 1923 nucleotides. RefSeq names its product arginyl-tRNA synthetase. The transcript is spliced from 7 exons. Lineage: Eukaryota; Fungi; Ascomycota; Sordariomycetes; Glomerellales; Plectosphaerellaceae. Gene Ontology annotation, biological process: arginyl-tRNA aminoacylation; mitochondrial translation. The record is from RefSeq and is a predicted model, not a curated record. Gene Ontology annotation, cellular component: mitochondrion; cytoplasm. Gene Ontology annotation, molecular function: arginine-tRNA ligase activity; ATP binding. The coding region runs from base 1 to 1923 and encodes 640 amino acids.
AUGGCCCCCGACGCCCCCGUUGGCCAGUUGUCGAGCCAACUCGAAAAGCUCUCCGUCGGCCAGCUCGAACCCUUCCCCAACUCCUAUCCAGACCUCAACCCCAUCGACAUCUACCGCUCUCACAUCGCCUCCCUGGUCUCCCAGGUCUCGGGCGUCGACUCCAAGAUCAUCUACCCUGUCAUGCAAUGGACCUCUACCCUCGACAACGGCGAUCUGACCCUCCCUGUUGCCGCCCUCCGCAUCAAGGGCAAGAAACCCGCCGAGCUGUGUGAAGAGUGGUUGCCCAAGUUCCCCGAGUCUCCCCUCAUCGAAAAGCCCACCAGCGCCAACAAUGGCGCCUUCAUCGUUUUCUUCUUCAAGCCGGGUCCCCUCACCCAGCUCGUUGUGCCUCAGAUUCAACAGCGCGGCGCGGAGUUUGGAAAGAAUCCGCAUCCCGGCUUGAGGGAUCCCCAAGACCCUUCCAAGGGCAAGAAGCGCAUCGUCAUUGAAUUCAGCAGCCCCAAUAUUGCCAAGCCCUUCCACGCCGGUCACCUUCGGAGUACCAUCAUCGGCGGUUUUCUGUCCCACCUUUACGAAAGCGCAGGCUGGGAGGUAGUACGCAUCAACUACCUGGGCGACUGGGGCAAGCAGUACGGCCUGCUCGCCCUCGGCUUCGAGAAAUACGGCAACGAGGCCGCCCUCCGAGACGAUGCCAUCAACCACCUGUUCCAAGUCUACGUGAAGAUCAACAAUGACCUGGCCGAAGAAAAGGAGAAGAUCGCCGAGUUCGAGAAGGAGGGCAAGGGGGCCGAGGCCGAGGGGCUCAAGGAGAACGGCCUGGACGAGCAGGCCCGCCGCUACUUCAAGGCCAUGAACGAUGGUGACGACGCUGCCCUGGCGCAGUGGCGGCGCUUCCGAGACCUCAGCAUCGAGCGGUACAAGGCUACCUACGCCCGCCUCAACGUGCGCUUCGACGAGUACUCGGGAGAGUCCCAGGUCUCCGAGGCCGCGAUGACCAAUGCCGCCAAGGUGUUGGAGGAGAAGGGCAUCUCUGAGGAGUCCGAGGGUGCCAUCGUCAUUCCCUUUGCCAAGCAUGUUCCCGGGAAGGCAGGCAAGAGCCUGGAGAAGCCUGUCAUUCGGAAGCGUGACGGCACCGCGCUCUACCUCACCCGUGAUAUCAGCGAGCUGCUGCAUCGGGUGGACAAAUACGACUUUGACCACCUGAUCUACGUCGUUGCGUCACAGCAGGACCUCCAUCUGAAGCAGCUCUUCAAGAUCAUUGAACUCAUGGGUCAUACCGAGGUGGCUAAGAAAGUCCAGCACAUCAACUUUGGCAUGGUCCUGGGCAUGAGCACCAGGAAAGGCACUGUCAAGUUCCUGGACGACAUUAUCCGUGACGUAUCGGAUCACAUGCAUGAGGUGAUGAGGAAGAAUGAGGAGAAGUACAAGCAAGUAGAGAACCCCGAGGCCGUGGCAGAGACACUCGGCAUCAGCUCCAUCAUGGUGCAAGACAUGACAGGCAAGCGGGGCAACAACUACACCUUCAACAUGGAGGCCAUGACCUCCUUCGAGGGAGAUACGGGUCCAUACCUCCAAUACGCGCACGCCCGGUUGUGCUCCAUCACUCGCAAGUCAGGCCUCAGCGACGAGGAUGUGGUGACGGCCGACCUGAGCCUCCUGACUGAGAAACACGCGGUCGACCUCGUCCGCGUCCUCGCGCAGUAUCCCGACGUGUUCAUGAACACGCUCCGGACGCUGGAGCCGACUACGGUACUCACGUACCUGUUCAGGAUGACCCAUCUCCUGAGCAGCAGCUACGACCACCUCCGGAUCAUCGGUAGUGAGCCCGAGCUCAUGAAGGCCCGUCUGGCGCUGUAUAACUCGGCCCGAACUGUGUUGUCCAGCGGCAUGCGGUUGCUUGGGUUGACUCCGGUUAGCCGGUAA